This is a messenger RNA of Eruca vesicaria subsp. sativa (arugula), 366 nucleotides long. NCBI's taxonomy places the organism in Eukaryota, Viridiplantae, Streptophyta, Magnoliopsida, Brassicales, Brassicaceae. The record is from the annotation of a GenBank genome assembly.
UACCACUUCACUCUUCAUUAAAAAAAAUGUUUACAGGAUGUCUUAGAUUUUUUAAAGUCAUGUUUUUCAUGAAGAAACAGAGCAAGAAAGAAGACAAACCCCUAAAAGCAGAUGGUUUGACAAAGGUUGGAGAAAAAGAUGCAGAAAACAGCGUGGGGGUGAAAAGAAGAAGAAGAAGCAAGAGACACCCAACAGACUGGGCAUGUGCGCAAUGUAGCAACGUGAUCGAACACUAUCCUGGAGGUUCUUAUGAAGGUGCCUCUUCUUCACCAAUGACUAAUGAGUUCAACAAAGUGAAGACCUUUGAUUUUCGUGAAGUCGCAAAAGCCACGUCAAAAUGAAGAAAAAAGUGUUUUGAGAUUCUGU